Molecule: messenger RNA, 648 nt
Organism: Lotus japonicus
Lineage: Eukaryota; Viridiplantae; Streptophyta; Magnoliopsida; Fabales; Fabaceae
Exons: 1
Coding region: 1-648 (215 amino acids)
Molecular function (GO): nucleic acid binding; RNA-DNA hybrid ribonuclease activity
Source: RefSeq, a predicted model, not a curated record
AUGGCUCUUUGGGGCGUUUGGAAGUGGAGAAACAGCAUGAUCUUUGAGGAUUCCCCUUGGUCGUUGGAGGAGGCCUGGCGGCGUGUCUGCCAUGAUCACGACGAGGUCGCUGCUGCCAUGGGUGAAGAUGCACACGAUUCAGAUUGUUGGUUGAGUAAUCGAUGGCGGUUACCGGCGGCAGGGUCUAUCAAGCUGAACGUCGACGGAAGCUUUAGGGACAUGGAUGGAUCAGGUGGAGCUGGUGGUUUGGCUCGUUAUGCUCAAGGAGAUUGGUUGUUCGGCUUCGUAGCGCACAGUUAUGGUGGGAAUGCUUUAGCAUCGGAGGCCGAAGCUCUGCUGCUGGGGCUGAAGUUAGUGUGGGAUCGUGGCUAUAGAGAAGUCAAAGUGGAGGUCGAUUGUGCAGAAUUGCUCCAGAGCAUUGAGAAUGGGGAUAGUGGUAGGUUCUUCCCUGUCAUUACCGAGAUCAAGCAACUCAGGGAUAAAGCUUGGAAUAUCUCAAUAGAGAGGGUGCGACGGGAGUGCAAUGCUCCAGCGGAUUACCUUGCAAAGUUGGGUGCGCGUUCUCCGGUUGUCAACUUCAGCUUCUUGGAUAAACCACCUUGGGAAGCAGAGACUCUUGUCUUGAGAGACCCGGUGUUUGCUCGUUAG